AUGGCCUUUUUUGUUGAGGAGCCGGAGCUGGGCGCCGUGCUGCACACCAACCGUGCUGCCGCCCAGGCCCGCCUGGGUAACUACCGUUCUGCUCUCAAUGAUGCAAUCCAAGCAAGGAAGCUGAAGCCCACCCAUCUCAAAGCAAUCAUAAGAGGAGCUCUCUGUCACUUGGAGCUAAAGAAUUUCUCUGAAGCAAUAGCCUGGUGUGAGGAGGGCUUGCAAAUAGACCCAAAAGAGAAAAAGCUCAUGGAAGUGAGAGCUAAAGCGGACAAGUUAAAGCGAGCUGAGGAGCGGGAUGCAAGGAAAGCAAAGGUGAUGGAGAGGAAAGAUCAGUGUCAAAAGGAAAGUUUGCUCUCAGCAAUAAAGGGAAGGAGUAUCAAGCUGGUUCUUGAGCCUUCAAAUGAGGAAGAGGAAGUGUCAGAUGUUCUGGCUGAGAUGUCCUUAGAUGGGUUCCAUUCUGACAAUGCCAUGGGGGCAAAGGUGCACUUAGACGCUGACGGCAACCUAAACUGGCCUGUCCUCUUUCUGUACCCAGAGCACGAGCAAACAGACUUCAUUGCGGCUUUUCACGAGAACACGAGAUUUAUUGAUCAUUUGAUGGUGAUGUUUGCUGAGUUACCACCUUGGGAUUUAGAGAGGAAAUAUCUUCCCAGCAAUCUUGAGCUCUAUUUUGAAGAUGAAGAAAGAGCAGAAAUGUAUGAGGUGAACCCAGAACACACAUUGCUGCAAGUAUUGCAGCACCAGAGGUAUUUUGUGAAGGCUGGGACUCCAACAGUUCUGGCAUUUGUAAAGCAUUCUCCUUUCUCUAAGAAGUACUUCUCUAGCAAGAAGGUGCAUCGGCUAUAAUGAGCAAAAAGGAAACGAGGAAUCCUGUGCGAGAGACUACUGUUUGUAGUCUGCUUACAGACUGCAACUUUCUGCUUGUACAAAAGUCCCUUGCGCAUUUCAGGGGAGAAGGAAUCUUUGCACACAGAGAAACUUCCAGCAAAGCAGGAUGGUAGGAGAAUGGGGGAUUUACAAGAGGGGAUUAUUCACUUAAGAGAAAUCUAGCUGGCUUACAAAAGGACAUCUCUGUCAUAGACUGCAUGUAGUUUUGAAAUAAACCUGGAGCAGUGCCAAACCUUAGCUGCGGUUGAAGCAACAGCAGCUGGGAAUGUACUUACCUGUGAAAAAUCACUGAUUUCCUUGCAAGGUGAGCUGUAGUUACCUGGGCUUAACAGCAGUCUGCGGUGAGUAUUGCCUGCUGGCACGGGACUGAUGCAGUCGGAUUCCUGCCCAGGCCCGCUCUAGCUCUGAGGAUUAAGGAGCAGCCGUUUGUUCACCACUCAGCUCCACUGCUGACUAGAGUGAUGCAGAGCUCUUUGUUCAGAGCAGUACGUUUUACUGACCAUUUUGCUACUUUACUUGUUGUCCUAUAUGAACUGGAAAUGAACAUAUCUAUUUUAAAAGUA
This is a messenger RNA of Struthio camelus australis, 1451 nucleotides long. The record is from RefSeq and is a predicted model, not a curated record. Lineage: Eukaryota; Metazoa; Chordata; Aves; Struthioniformes; Struthionidae.